Messenger RNA from Geodia barretti, 2424 nucleotides. Lineage: Eukaryota; Metazoa; Porifera; Demospongiae; Tetractinellida; Geodiidae. The record is from the annotation of a GenBank genome assembly.
GGGUGCGGGGGGGAGAGAAGGAUCGCCUACCUGUGGCCCGUGUCCAAUUCUCCGGUGGACACUGUAGCACAAUGCUGACUCGUCUCGCCGGUGUCACCCAGCUCCUCCUAACACCACUACUCACACCCAACUCAGGACGACGGACGCUGUGGCGCUCGGUACUAGACGAGCAGGAGAGCCCACGAUUAUGCUCCAGACGUGGCCAUGCCAAGAGACAAGCCUCGCAGCAACUGAAACACGUGGAGAACACCCACGCCGAGUUCCUCAAGAAACUGCACAAGAUAAUGAACAACAGUCUGAGACUAUAUGCUGACAACCUGAUGUGCAUGGACCUCUGCUGCUGGUCCAACAGUGAAGCCACACAGCUCCUCGGUUCAGAGAUGCUGCACCAUCUCCAGAGGAGAAGAGACAUGAAGGAGAUCUGGGGCUGUCGGCACAUGGUGGAGGUCAGAUACGGCCUACAUCCAAAUGGGAUUCCAUGCCACAAGAAAAAGAACCUCAAGUUUGAGAACAUCACCAGAGACAUGUGUCUAAGGAUCAACAACAUCCACCUGCUCAUCUCCAUAUUCCCUGCCCUGGAAACACACCUCUUCUGCAUCACUCGUCAGGAGGUGAUGCGACCUGUCACGGCUUUCGGCUACAUCUCCAGCGACGUCGGAGACCAUCUCAGCCCCCUCCAUUAUCACCCCACCGUCGCUACCUCUCGGUUACUGGGGGUCGGAGGUCACGCGAGGUCGCAGGUGUCCCGGGACCUGCGGGGGACUCUGACUGGUUCCAGUGAUCACAGUCUCAUGCCUAGAGACAGUUCGUUGUCGUGGGGCUACUCCAGUAGAGAGAGAGAGACGGCAGGACCGCCCGAGAAACCCGAGUCUGGGUUUGCCUCUCGGGACUCGGACCAGCUCCUCGACUACCUCCGCAGCAUUCAGAAGGCACAGCUCAAGCUCCUCUGCUCCAGAAUGAACACGUUCUUCAAGCCGGCCCUGUCACUGCUGCUGGAACUGAAUCUCGGGGACACCGGCAUCGAGAGGAGGCUCCACCCACUCAUCACGUUCCUCACCCGUCACCGCGCGGCGCUGCGCAAAUACAUCUACCCCGAGUGCUUCGCAACACUCAUGAACUACCUCUGGAGCUAUAUACUGCAGGACUUGGAAGAGGAGGCGAUAAAACUGAGAGAUAGCAAAAAGCCAGUCACCAGCAAGGCUCAGAUGCUACUCCAAGCGCUAUCACAUCUGAUGGAGUUUGUUCACGAUAAGGGUGGAGGUGUUCCACUGCAUAUACUGACUCCCACCUGUGAGUACCUGCUGGCUCUGUUGGAUGUGAUGACCAGAUCCACCGACCAGCUCAUCACCAUCUUCAACAAACUCAGUGCUCCCAAAUUUGCGAUGAGUCGACUGGACCUGUCGCGAACGCCGGUCCAACUGGAUCCCGGAGUCAUUCACACCCUCCACUCCCAGCUCCACACCUUCAAGAAGUGCUUCAGCGGGAAAGAGUUUGUCGAGCAGCUCCUCAAACUGGGGAGGGAGACGGAAGCCACGAGACAGAACUCCAGCGAGCCGACAACACCGUCCCCCCAGAUCGCCUUCCAGCAGCGCUCGCCCAGAACCGGCAACAGACACAUCUAUAACUCUCCCACCACCAGUGGAGCAAGUCCCAGGAUUUUCUACACCGUCCACUACGCCAAGGAGGUCGGACAGUUUCUGCUGAGCGAACUAAUCCUGCUUCCUCUUCCGACUCUGAGACAACGGUCGUCUGACUAUGACUCCGAGGACGAGGAAGACGAGGAGGGGGAGGAGGAGGUGAGGGAGGGGGACAGCCGGCAGCACGAGUCCAGCUCUAUUCAGACACACGAGCGAGUCGUGAGACGAGUGAGCGUAGAAGGAGGAGGACGAGGAGAUGGUGUAAACCAUCCGAAGACUAUUCCCUCCUCAACCGAGAACAGCCCACGACUCCAGCCCUCCUCCAGGAGUACUAGAGCUCCGUUUGAUUACCGAAUUGACACGCACAACGGGAGUAACCCGGCCUCUCGACUUGCGGCCGUGUUCACCUACUCUCCCCAGUCUCUCUACAAAUUUGCCGACGUGGAGGAUUUCGAGAGCCGGGCGCUCUAUCACAGCCAGAUUCUGUCUGCAUCGGCUCACCCCCAGGCAGCCGACGGGAUGGAGGAGACAACGGCAUUUGAGAAGGCGAGGAUGGGGCUGCUGUUCCUAGUCUACGACCUCCUUCAGCAGAGGACCAGGCGGGAAAAGAGGGUGAAACAGUUCCUGCAGAUGCCGGGUGCCCUGACAGUCGCCGAUCGACGGAAAAGGCAGUUCGUGGACUGCAAUCUCAUAUUCAAGAUGUGAUUUAUGUUGUUGUGUUGACAAAGGAUCACUAAAUUAUUUUUGCGCCAGAUGCGGGCCUGCACCUCCGGACGGAUCGCGGAGC